AUGCGAAAUAAGCACUACCUGCGCCUGGUUGGCUGCAUAGCAACUGCUGGCGUGCUGGCUAUACUCUAUAUUUUUGGCGUACCUCAACUGGCCCGCUUUCGUUUUAGGUUGGACUUGCCGCCGUAUGACUGGGGCGUUUAUGGCGUCGCACCGUUCCGAAGCUACCAGUCGUGCAGCUUGACAUCACCAAGACUGGAAACCUUACAGUGGAACCCUCGAUGUAACUCGGAUUUCACCUUCUUAGCCCCACGAGGCUUUUCGGUUGCAGAGCCUAGUCUCUUGAUUCUCGACGCACAGGGGGAUCCCGUAUGGGUGGAUUAUAGUUGGGGUGAGGUUCACGAUUUCAGGGUUCAGCGGUUCCAAGGAAAAGAUUACUUGACCUUCUGGGCGGGUGUUCAGCGUGAUAUUCAUGGUCAGGGAUCAUGGUAUAUGCUCAGCUCCUCCUAUCAACUCCGUUACAAGAUUUCUCCCGUGGGGAGAAACCUCUUGGGCGACCUUCACGAAUUUCAAAUAACCGACAGCGGCACGGCUCUUGUCACAAUAUACGAAUCUAUACCAUUCGACCUAACAGCUAUAGGCGGUCCGUCAUCAGGCUGGAUCUAUGACUGUCUGUUUCAGGAGAUCGAUAUUGUUACGGGUGAAUUGUUGUUCGAAUGGCGGGCAUCAAAUCAUUAUCCCAUCAGUAGCUCUUUUCUGCCUAUGGUCGGAGGAGAUAUGUCUAAACCAUUUGAUGCUUUUCACAUGAACAGCGUCGACAAAGACAUCCGAGGAAACUAUCUGGUCUCGAUGCGACAUACACAUACCGUCAGCAAUAUUGAUGGGAAGACUGGAGCAGUCCUGUGGACCCUGGGUGGCCGUUUGAAUGACUUCAGCGAUGUAACAAAUAGCGGUGCUAAAGAAUUCUCAUGGCAACACGAUGCACGUUGGCGUGGUGAUAAUACUAUCACCCUGUUGAAUAAUGCAGCACGUGAGUUUGACAGUCCUGGGCCAUACAGCUAUGGCAUGGUCAUUCAGCUCGAUAUUGAAGCUCGCCAAGCCACUCUGCAAACUAUAUAUUCGGACUCUCAACGAGUCCUAGCAACAUCGCAAGGAAACUUACAGGUACUGCAAAAUGGCAAUGUGUUCGUUGGCUGGGGCCACAGUGCUGCAUUCACCGAGUUCACUCCCGAGGGUGAGAUCUUAUGUGAUGUCCAUUUUGGAGCAUCGGCAUACUUUAGUUUUGGACGUAUUGUCUCUUACCGUACCUUCAAAGGGUCUUGGAGCGGGGCACCUUUGACCAAACCAAAGGCAAAGAUGAUCGACGGGGGAGUCUACGUCAGCUGGAAUGGUGCCACAGAUGUAUGGGAAUGGCAAUUAGAAGUCGCUGACCAACCUCAGAGUGAGAAGCCCACAUUCACCAAGUUGGAAAAGACUCGAAAGAUUGGGUUUGAAACCAAGAUAAGCUCACCAACUGCCAAUCAAUAUACGGAAUUCCGAGUCGUUGCUCUGGAUGCUCACGGAGUGGUACUGGGCGUGACGGAAACAAUGAAAACUGAGGCCAUGUUACAAGGGAACUCUUCCAAACUCCGGAUCUUGCUCACUAUCGCUUUAAUAUCUUGUGCCUUCUUGGCCGUCUGGUUUUUCUGGAAGCGAUAUGGGCCUUUCCGAAUAUGGCCUUGGAGAUACCAGGUAUACCACACAGUUCCCUCCGACAAGAGCAGUUGA
Penicillium pulvis is the source of this 1704-nucleotide messenger RNA. RefSeq names its product arylsulfotransferase family protein. NCBI's taxonomy places the organism in Eukaryota, Fungi, Ascomycota, Eurotiomycetes, Eurotiales, Aspergillaceae. The record is from RefSeq and is a predicted model, not a curated record. The coding region runs from base 1 to 1704 and encodes 567 amino acids. The transcript is spliced from 2 exons.